Molecule: messenger RNA, 3401 nt
Organism: Austrofundulus limnaeus
Lineage: Eukaryota; Metazoa; Chordata; Actinopteri; Cyprinodontiformes; Rivulidae
Product: complement component C6
Exons: 19
Coding region: 366-3170 (934 amino acids)
Biological process (GO): complement activation
Cellular component (GO): membrane attack complex
Molecular function (GO): protein binding
Source: RefSeq, a predicted model, not a curated record
UUUCCUCCUCAUCAUCAGGUCUUCAGGCGUCAUCAGAACCUUUUGACUAAAACUUGAAGCUGUUUGAACCAAAACAAUGAGCUGAUUGUGUAAACAGUGUUUGGACCCUUAAAGAGUCCUCCUCCUCCUCUUCCUCAGAAGGAGCUAAAUCAGAACAUCUGGUUUGGGUCUCAGCAGCUGGGAAACUCCAGAACUCCUGUGUUCCCGGAACGAGCAGCAGCAGAGUUGGCUAAACCUGGACCAAAGCUCGGAUCCAGAUCUGCCUGCAGCGCAGAGACCAGCUCCUCUUCUGCUCUCAUCAAACUGGAACAUCCCUGAAGACGUUUGUUGAGAGGUGUUGUCAGAGGAGGACCACAGUUCCUGUCAUGGCUCCUUCCAGCAGCUCCUUCCUGCUGCUGCUGCUCCUCUGCUGCAUCUCAGCCAGUCUGGCCUGUUUCUGUGACCGCUACCCCUGGAGCUCCUGGUCCGUCUGCAGCAGAACCUGCAACCACGGSACUCAGAGCAGGAGCAGGAGCGUUCGAUACGAGGAUUAUUACUGGCAGAACAGCUGUCAGCAGCUGUGUGAUUUUUAUGGCACCAGAGGUUGUAACCAGCAGGCGUGUCCCAUCAACUGCCUGCUGUCGGAGUUCAGCUCGUGGUCCGACUGCUCGCCCUGCGCCAAAAAACAGUUUCGGACCCGGUCCGUCCUGAUCCCGUCCCAGUUUGGUGGCUCGACCUGCAGUGAGGAGCUAACGGAGGAGAGGCCCUGCUACCCGUCCAAGCAGUGCCAGUUGCCCGCCGUGGACUGUGGUGAUGACUUCAAGUGUGAGAACGGGCGCUGCAUCAACUCAACGCUAACAUGCAAUAAUCAGAACGACUGUGGCGACAAUUCCGAUGAGAAGGACUGUGGAGAUCCAAAAAUCGUAUGUCCCGCCGAGAAGAGACCGGCCCCAGGGUCCGACCUGGUGGGAAACGGGUUUGAUGCUCUGGCAGAGGAGCCGAGGGGAGCGGUGCUGGACAACAUGUUCAUGGGAGGAACCUGCACCAUCAGGAGGCCAGAGAGCACCUUACUGUACCAUCGAGUUCCUCACAACUUCAAGACCUUCGACAUCAAGGUCGGAGUGUUGGACGACUUCAGCACGGAGCUGCAGCCGCUGAGCACCGAGUCCGUCAGCGCCAAGACGUCCUCGUCAUCGAGUUCAAGCCACAAAACCCCAGGAGACUUCCUGUUUGUCAUCUUUGCAUUAGUCAGCUCACAAAGAUCAGGUUUCACCUCCAACUCAGCUGCGUUUGAAGCUUCGAAGAAAAAGGACUCCAAGUUCUUCCGGGUGCAUCAGGUUCUUCCGGUGUCCAAGUUUACGGUGAAAGAUCCUCAGGACCUGGUCCUGUCGCUGCCGUUCCUCCAGUUCCUCCACGCUCUGCCGCUCGAUUACAACUACGCCCUCUACAGAGAGAUCUUCCAGCGCUUCGGCACGCACUACUACAGUUCAGGGAAACUGGGAGGCCACUACGACCUGCUGUACCAGUACAGCCGAGAGGAGCUCACCACGUCAGGUCAAACAGAGGAACAGUUCAAAGGCUGUCUGAGCAAAGAGUUUGGCUUCACCGUCAUCCUCUACACUCAGUACAGCAGCACCACCCGCUGCCAUGACAACAGGAUGACUGAGAAAUACAGUGGUUCGUACGUCCAGUCAGCAGAGAAAUCUUUCUCCAUGGUGAAAGGAGGCAGAACCAGAGAGGCCGCAGCUUUGGCCUGGGAGAGACAGGGUCCUGCUCCGGACCGGACCUCCUACAAGAACUGGGCCAAGACCGUGCUCGAAAACCCCGCCGUGGUGGACUACCAGAUGCUUCCCAUCGUCGAUCUGGUCCGGGGAAUUCCCUGUGCCGUGACGAAGAGGAGGCACCUGAGGAAGGCCCUGCUGCAGUACCUGGAGGAGUUCGACACCUGUAAGUGUUCGCCGUGUCCCAACAACGCCAGGCCCGUUCUGUCCGGGACCGAGUGCAAGUGCGUCUGCCAGACCGGAACCUUCGGUACCAACUGUGAGAAACGGGCUCCGGACUACACCUCAGAGGCGGUGGAUGGUUACUGGAGCUGCUGGAGCCCAUGGAGUAGCUGCGGCGGCACCAUGAGGAGGCACCGGACCAGGAAGUGCRAUAACCCCGCCCCCCUCAGUGGAGGACAGCCCUGCGAGGGUCCGAGCCGACAGGAGGAGCCGUGUCACAUCUCUCUUUUUGAAAAGCAGGAGUCCUGCGACAACGACAACGACUUCACGGUGGGCUGGAAGGACGAGCUGCCGCCGGGGGUCCAGGGCUGCCUGAGGCCAAAGAGGCCAGCCAACAGCUUCCUCAGAAAAGCCAAACAGUACUACAGCUUCGGUGAGGAUGAGGAGUUCCAGUGCUUCACUGGAUUUGAACUGGAYGGUUUUCAGUUCAUCAGCUGCCUUCCUGAUGGGACCUGGAGACCACCGAGUGGACGCUGUGUCAGAAGGCUUUGCGUCCCUCCGGAAAUCCCAGACGACAUGACGCUGUUUCCCGCCAAAGAUGUGUACAGAGUGGGCGAAUGGUUCGGUCUGAACUGCAACGAGCCGGGCCUGCUGCCGAUGCCACGAGGCACGUACAGGUGCAACAGCAAACUCACCUGGGAGCCUCCGGUACCUGCUGACCUGCGCUGCACCAACGAAGAUCCAUUUGUUCCUGACGGUCAGUGCGGUCUGGGACAGACGCUGCAGGGCUCUCGAUGUGUCUGCGUCCAGCGAGAAAGCUGCCUCUCCCAUCCGGAGAGUCUGUGCGUGCUGAACGUGAACAUCGACGUGGCCGUGUCCACGUCCCUCUGCUCCUUCCACGCGGCCCGGUGCCACGGCGACCCGCUCCUCUUCAUCCACCAGGGACCGUGCGACCCGGCGGACUCGUCCAAACUGGAGUGGGCCCGGUUCCGAGCCAAGAUGUCGCCCAAGAGCUCCGAGCAGAAGCCGUGCGAUCUGGACACGUGUUACGAAUGGGAGACCUGCUCAGCGUCUAAGACCUGCCAGUGCAAAUCUAUUCCCGAGUGCCCCAGAACCGGAGCCCACAUGUUCUGCGUGAAGCUGUCGGCCCAGAGGACCCGCAGCAUGACCCUGUGCGCCACGGCCGCCCUGCGGUGCGGGAACCAUCAGUUUGAGAUCCUGAAGGAGGGCGUUUGUGAGAGCAGAUGAUCCUGAAGCUUCACCUCCAAAAAACAGCUUUAAAGAGUUAAGAAAAUGUUAAAAAUGUUUAUUUUUAUUCAUCUACAGUGCAGUGAAAACACCAACAAGAUAUUUUAUAUGAAAACACAAAUCAGAUUAAAAAAAGAAGAAAAAAUCUGUCAGUUUUUGUCAAAUAAUAAAAAAACCUUAGAAGUUUUUGUACUAAUCGCUUCAUAAAAUCAAAUAAAAACUUUAAACGUA